Molecule: messenger RNA, 821 nt
Organism: Cylas formicarius (sweet potato weevil)
Lineage: Eukaryota; Metazoa; Arthropoda; Insecta; Coleoptera; Brentidae
Gene: eca
Product: transmembrane emp24 domain-containing protein eca
Exons: 3
Coding region: 79-732 (217 amino acids)
Biological process (GO): Golgi organization; endoplasmic reticulum to Golgi vesicle-mediated transport; intracellular protein transport
Cellular component (GO): endoplasmic reticulum; Golgi apparatus; COPII-coated ER to Golgi transport vesicle
Source: RefSeq, a predicted model, not a curated record
AUUCUAUGAGCAAAUAUUCUGUGGUGUUUCGUGACGUGUUGAAUAAAUUUUAAGAACUGUUAAUAUUUGUUACAAGAAAUGUUUAAAUAUCAGUUUUUCUCACUCGGUCUUAUAUUAUUUUAUCUAAAUUUUUCUUCAGCUUUAUAUUUUCAUAUAGCCGAAACAGAGCGCAAAUGCUUUAUAGAAGAAGUUCCAGAUGAAACCAAUGUUGUAGUUAAUUAUAAAGUGGAGUUGUAUGACCCUCGAACAGGCGGUUUUAUGCCGUCAACGCCAGGUAUAGGCAUGCACGUUGAGGUACGAGAUCCAGAUGAUAAAACAAUUUUGUCAAGGGUGUACAGUUCAGAGGGUAAAAUUUCGUUUACUUCGCUUUCUCCAGGUGAACAUGUGAUCUGUAUGUAUUCAAAUAGUUCAGCAUGGUUUGGAGGAGCUCAGUUAAGAGUACAUUUGGAUAUCCAAGUUGGAGAACAUGCCAUUAACUAUGGCGAAGUAGUACAAAAAGAAAAGCUUACUGAAUUGCAGCUUAGAAUUAGGCAGUUACUUGAUCAGGUUGAACAGAUAACUAAGGAACAGAAUUACCAAAGGUAUCGAGAAGACAGAUUUCGUCAAACUAGCGAGAGUACCAAUUCUAGAGUAUUAUGGUGGUCUGUAACGCAAACUGCAGUUCUUGUAGUAAUGGGAGCAUGGCAAAUGAGACAUCUGAAGAGUUUCUUUGAAGCAAAAAAACUAGUAUAAGAAUCUCUUAGUACUUAUGAUUUUUAAUAAGUGCAAUCAAUUCUGUAAAUGAUUAAUGUAAUAAUGCUGUUAAUAAAUAAUAAAACAUU